GCCCCGGAAGCAGCGCCCGGCCCGGGAUGGCGGAGGCGGGGGAGGCGGCCGUGCUGGCCUGGAUGGACCAGGCGCUCGACGUGGCUAAGGAGGCGCUGGAGAAAGGGGAGGUUCCCGUGGGCUGCUUGCUGGUCUACAACGGCGAGGUCAUAGGCAGGGGCAGGAACGAAGUCAACGAGACGAAGAACGCUACCCGACACGCAGAAAUGGUGGCAAUCGACCGGGUCCUUGAGUGGUGCAAGCAGCACAAGAGGGAUUAUCGGGAGGUGUUCCCGCAGCUGGUGCUGUACGUAACUGUGGAGCCCUGUAUCAUGUGUGCAGCUGCCCUGCGCUUGAUGAAAAUUCCACGGGUCGUGUACGGCUGUCGAAAUGAGCGAUUUGGAGGCUGUGGCUCCGUUCUGAGCAUCUCAUCUGAUGAUAUGGUGGACUCAGGAGACCCAUUUGAAUGCUCUUCUGGCUAUCGUGCUGAAGAAGCAGUGGAAUUGUUAAAAGCUUUUUACAGACAAGAAAAUCCCAAUGCACCAAAAUCCAAAGUACGGAAAAAGGAUCGUCGUCAGUAGCCCUACACUUACCAAAAAAUAAUAUGUGAAGGUUUCUUCAGCAUGCUGCUUUUUGAAAAUGUGCAGUUCAAUCAAACUCUGUUUAAUUUUCUCUGCAGGGUUUUUACUAAUAGGAUACUUAGUACCUGUUCCUGCAUUUUUAUAUUUAUGAUUUCUUGUUAUCAUGAGAAAUCAAAAGAGUAAAUGGCUGUUUUUAGAAAGAGGAAAACUGGUGGUUCAAGUCCACUUGUUUACAGACAGAUCCAUUACAAUGGUAUUCUGUACAGUACAUUCUAGGAUAUUUUUUUCCUUCUAUGUGUGGAGAAGCAUCUUGCUUUUCAAUAGGAAAUGUUUGCUUAGGCAAGCAAGCAUCUCUCUUAGAAGGUUACGUUUGUAAGUCCUUUACAGUCUCUGUGUGUGUAAAUUCAUUCAAAAGGCAUAUAAAGGAAUUGUACAGUCCUUGAAGACUUAAGACCAUUGCAAAUGUUUCCUCAUUUUUUUCUACCUUAGCACCAGCCAGAUUUUCAGAGGUAAUUUCUGAAAGUCACAUACCUGUGUAGACAGGGACAUACAGACAAUCACACGUCCGUUUGUGUCUGCUGUUGCUUAAUAAGGAUAAGCAAGUAUCACUUGACUGCAUAACACCUUCAUACAGAGUUGUGGAGAAACUCUCCACAAUUCUCUUUAGACUGUCCACUCCUCUUGUGAAUAUCAGCAUAAGAAAUACUUCAUUUUUAAGAAUCCACUAAGAAGUUGUUCUGAGCUCCUAAAUUAUUUACUAAAUAUAUAUAUAUAUUAUAUAUAUAUAUAUGUUAGUAUAUAUAUAAUUAUAUACUAAAUUAUAGUAACCAAAAUGGCCAAAUACAGGGGAAAACCCAGAAAUUAAGUUGGUAAUAAUAUGAAUAAAAUGUAUUUAAGACACUUUUCAUAGUGUUGGUUGGCUUUGUCAUUUCCAUGUACUUUGCCUGGCCAUGCAGUAAUUUAUAAUCCAGAAGAGGGCCUUCAAGUUCCACUAAUGAAUUAAGAAUACGAGUAUGGUUCAGUCUUGAUUGUAUACCUCUUAGUGGAUACUUACAUGAAGGAUGAAAUUAUUGGUAGUUUAUUUGGCUGUUACUCAGAAAUUUGAGAAAUGCUGUAGCUUUUUUUAUUUUAUGCAGAAGAGUGUUCAAAAUUUUAUAACUAUAAAAACUAAAUACAGUUAAAUUUUUUCGGUAUUUCAAAUAAAUGCUUUCAAAAGUGUUUUUAAGAAGAAUAUUAAAAACAUUACUUUGUCA
Melospiza melodia melodia is the source of this 1813-nucleotide messenger RNA. RefSeq names its product adenosine deaminase tRNA specific 2 (gene ADAT2). NCBI's taxonomy places the organism in Eukaryota, Metazoa, Chordata, Aves, Passeriformes, Passerellidae. Gene Ontology annotation, molecular function: zinc ion binding; tRNA-specific adenosine-34 deaminase activity. Gene Ontology annotation, biological process: tRNA wobble adenosine to inosine editing. Gene Ontology annotation, cellular component: nucleus; cytoplasm. Bases 27 to 560 code for a protein of 177 amino acids. The transcript has 6 exons. The record is from RefSeq and is a predicted model, not a curated record.